This is a messenger RNA of Vitrella brassicaformis, 1976 nucleotides long. NCBI's taxonomy places the organism in Eukaryota, Vitrellaceae. The record is from the annotation of a GenBank genome assembly.
AGACGAUAAAGGUCCCGCCGGCGCAUAAAGACACAAAGCGGAACAAACCAUCGGACGACUAAUCCAUGCCUCUACUCUUUCGCCCCAUCUCUAAUUUCCUUGAGUGCCUUGUCGGCCGCUUCGAUGCGGUGUGCCUUGGCAUUGCCCGCCCGCCGCUUCACCUUGAGCUGCCGGCGAUCCAAAUGCCGUUCCACAUCAUGGACAGUGGCACCCGCUGCCACACACCUGCGGAACCACACAGGAGUUGAAAAACAAAUGCCCAGAUGUCGCCGUUACGUUCGUCUGUGUGUGUGUGUGUGUCUUGCCGUGUGAGUGCGAAGUAGAUCAGGUCUGCCGCCUCGGCUGCCACGUGGUCGGGCUCUGUCGCCUCAGCCAGCUCCUGGGCCUCCUCCAACAGCUUGUUCCUGAUGAUAAACAGAAGCGCACGCGACCAUUCUCUCCCUCCCUCCCUCCGUCCCUCCCAUGCUUGUGUGCCCACCUGAGGAGGUUGGGAUCGUUGAAGAGUUUUUGCGUGUAUGAGCCUGGCGCGGCGCUAUGGUAUCGCCGCUGCAGCACCUCCUCCAGUGCGGUGAUGCCCGUGGGCGGGCCCCAGCAGGUGAGUGUGUUGCGGUGGCAGAAGGCCUUCGGGUCACCCUGCUGCACCACUGUGAACCUGACACACACAGGGAAGGGAAGGGGAGUGGAAAGCAGCCGAUGGAUGGAUGUCGAUAUACUGACCUGACUGCGUCCCGAUCACAGUCCGGCUCGAUGCGGAGCAGUCGCUGUGUCGCACCUGUCGUGUCACCCUGACAACCAGCCAGCCACACACACAGACACACUAAGCCCUUCCAGCUCUCUCUCUUUCUCUCUCUCUCUCUGUGUGUCUGUACUCGUCUCUCGCUCCUGCAUCGCACCUUUCGCCACAGUCCCUUCCUGCUUCUGGACCAGUAGACGCCCCUCUGCAGCGCUAUCGCCACACGAAUGGACUCGACGCUCGAGUACACAAGGCCCAGGGCAAUGCCGCCGGGGUCGCUCACUACAGUGGUGAAGAGGCCGUCAGGACGGUCGGUGCUGCAAUGGGAAAGAGAAGGAAGGAGUGCCUCCGUCCUGUCAUGUGUUUCAUGUCGGCUCACGUCAGACAGCUGGUGAAGCAUUCAACGGCAUCCAAGGGCGGGGAUGGCGAGGGGGAUGAGCCACCCGAUGCUGGCGCACUGCCGCCGUUGGCUGUCGGCAGCAGUGACGAGAAACAGACAGAAGGCUGGCCCUCUGCACCCCACAACAGAGAAAACAGAGGUGUGAGAGGAGACCAUAUUCCAUCGGCUCAUCCUCCUCACCUUCCAUGGGCACGGCCGCCCCAGCCAUGACGUGGACGUCCUUCCCCUGCAGUGUCGCCACCAAAUCACCAUCCACACCCGCCCCUUCAACCACCAGCUGCAUGUAAUCCUCCUGCACGUCCUUGCCUCGCGCGGUCUUCAGUGAGGCCACCAGCGCCAUCCAGUCGAUGCCUUCCCGCCGACUCGUCAGCUUGACCCAGCCCACUUUGCCCCGCAGCGCACCGACCAGACCAGGCAGGUGGUCACUCUCCCCAGGUGACACCUCCACAGCCAACGCGAUUCGCUUCACUGCCUCUGGCGGCACGCCGUCCAUAAGCCGCUCCAGCACGCCGACCCACUCGCCCCUCUGCGCCUCAUCUGCCGUCAUCUCCACCAUGGCUGCCCCGCCAUCCAGGCACUUGAUGGCGCUGUCCAUGCCUUCGUCAGUCAUGCUGAAGGGACCCACCCAGCAGCGGAGAGGACGGCAAAGGGCGAGGAUGACGUCCUGCGCGGCGUUGCGGAUGGCCACUUGGCAUAAGGCGAACGAGGAUGCGCGUGUGAGCCAUUCAGUGAGUCGCUGCGGAAGAGGGAGAGCAAGGGAUGAAAGAUCCACGACGGGAAUCAACAUAAUCAGACGAAAAGAGGGGUGGGCACGCAAGCAGACGGACACGACUGGUGUUUGCU